UUACGUUUAAUGAAGAUGACAUUGAAAUGAGUAUGUUAAAGAAGCAUAUAGUUAGGAAGACUAAUCUUUCGACUGAUCCUGCAAAGGCUCCAACUCUCUUCGAAGUUACUAUGGCUGCUUAUGAAACAAUUACAAUGGACUUAGAAAGACAUGUUAAACGUGAUGUAGAAGAGUUUAAAGAUCGUCAAUAUGCUUUAUUUACUGGUGUUCAAAUACAUGGACCAAAUGGAUCCGAUCAUUGUUGGUUAGGAAAAGCAAGUUUACUGAUCAAAGGAGAAUUCUCACCGCUUGUUCUUUCGGCAAGUCCUACUUUGCAAUUAUAG
This is a messenger RNA of Adineta steineri, 323 nucleotides long. NCBI's taxonomy places the organism in Eukaryota, Metazoa, Rotifera, Eurotatoria, Adinetida, Adinetidae. The record is from the annotation of a GenBank genome assembly.